AAAGCGUCCCGCUAUAAAUUCACAACUACCUGCUGCCGAUUGCCAUCGAAUCCUUGUACUCCACCAAAUCUCUUAGAUUCGAAUUUUCUCUAUUUGAGCUUAAACAAUGUCGGGGCGUGGGAAGGGAGGCAAAGGAUUGGGAAAGGGAGGGGCAAAGCGACACCGUAAGGUGCUCCGUGAUAACAUCCAGGGAAUCACGAAGCCAGCCAUACGUAGGCUGGCUAGGAGAGGAGGUGUGAAGCGUAUCAGCGGUCUGAUCUAUGAGGAGACCCGUGGUGUGCUGAAGAUCUUCUUGGAGAACGUCAUUCGCGACGCCGUCACCUACACGGAGCACGCUCGCCGGAAGACCGUGACUGCCAUGGACGUCGUCUAUGCUCUCAAGAGGCAGGGCAGGACUCUGUAUGGGUUUGGUGGUUAAGGUUUCAGCUGCAAAAGUCUUGCUGUCAAGAAAAUUUAGAAAUUAUGUUGGUUUCUCGUUUGGGAAUCUAGGGUUUCAUAUUGGGGCUUCUGUAAUUACAGAUGUUUGAAAUAUUUAGAUUUUCUUAUUGUAGCUGUUUUGUAAUCCGAAGCAUGAAUUACAAUUUCACUAGUAUUAUUGUAAAUUAUCGGUUUUUUCUUUC
Messenger RNA from Vitis riparia (riverbank grape), 620 nucleotides. Its product is annotated as histone H4. The transcript is spliced from 2 exons. Gene Ontology annotation, biological process: nucleosome assembly. Gene Ontology annotation, molecular function: DNA binding; protein heterodimerization activity; structural constituent of chromatin. Gene Ontology annotation, cellular component: nucleosome. The record is from RefSeq and is a predicted model, not a curated record. NCBI's taxonomy places the organism in Eukaryota, Viridiplantae, Streptophyta, Magnoliopsida, Vitales, Vitaceae. The coding region runs from base 107 to 418 and encodes 103 amino acids.